GCAGGAAAGAACGGCCGACCAGGGAUUCGACGAUACCCGCGGUGGCAGCAGCUCGGGGGGUGCCCCAGAGGCGGAGCGGAGCCCCAGCCCCCCAGCGCCGGGAUGACGCUGAACACCCAGCAGGAUCCCCAGACGGUCCUGAGAAGACGAUCCAGCACCCCACUGUCCCUAUCGCCAAAGCCUAGCUCAGGCCUUUUGGCGCCAAAGCCCCCCAGGAGAUCGAAUCACCCCCAGCUCUGCCAGUCAUCCUCUCUCAAUCCCCCCCCUCGGCCUCCCUCGCCUGCCCUGGACAACUGGUCCUCUGACUCCAGUGAUUCUAGUGACUCUCUCUACCGUGUAGUGCUACUUGGAGACCCCAGGGUGGGAAAGACCAGCCUGGCAAACCUUUUUGCUGGUAUACAGGAUCGAGACCUACAGGAACAUCAGGGAGAGGACAUGUAUGAGAGGACCCUGUCUGUGGAUGGAGAGGACAUGACGCUGCUGGUUAUGGACAACUGGGAGUCAGAGAAGCGGGAUGAGAAGAGCUGGCACCGUGAUUACUGCCUACAAGUGGGCAGUGCCUAUGCGAUUGUGUACUCCAUCACAGACCGAAGCAGCUUUGAGAGUGCUUCUGAGUUGCGCAUUGAGCUCCGAAGGGCCCGCCAAGCAGACAAUAUUCCUAUCAUCCUGGUGGGGAAUAAGGCAGACCUGGUGCGCUGUCGAGAGGUCUCUGUGGAAGAGGGUCGGGCUUGUGCUAUGGUAUUCGACUGCAAGUUCAUUGAGACUUCAGCAGCCCUGCAGCACAACGUAGCAGAGCUCUUCGAGGGCAUUGUGCGCCAGAUCCGCCUGCGGCAGCUGGGCCAGAAGGCAAAUGGCCCCCGUCUUCCAGAGCCUCGCCCUAAGAGCCUCAGCCAGAGGGCCCGACGGUUCCUGGCCCGGCUGGCCACACGAAACAACAGGAAGCUAGCACUGAAGGCCCGAUCCAAAUCCUGCCAUGACUUGUCUGUGCUUUGACACGAGGCUCUACCUCACUGGGCUCCAAGAACAUAAAAAGGAGAGGGGAAGGACCAUCUAGCCUGGGACCAGCCCCAGAGGCUCCCGCAGCUGCCACCCCCACCCCCCAUAUAGUCACCUCCCUGCUGCACUGAACCAAAUAGUUUAUCCUCCAGGUAUCGUUGAUGUUUCCAGCCAUAAUGACUCCAAAUUGGGAGGAGAGGGAUUCCCAGGCCUGCAGAGGAAGAGGCAGAUUGGAGGGGGGCAGCCCAUGUCCAGGGGGAUGGACCUAGAAGUACUGUUCAAUCCUACCAGGCACCUCCUCCUUCACACCCACAAACGGGGAGACCUAUGUAGUCUGGGUAAUCCCAGAGAACAGAAUCCUGGCACCCCUGCUGUGAUGUGUAUCUGGAGGGAGAGUGCCAAUGUUGGGCAAGAGAUCCAAGUGCCAGCCCUAAGCCCCCCAUGGAUAGCAGUGGGCAGCAAGCUGAGGGAGAAGGCUGCUGGGUAGACAGCUCAGGUGGUGAUAAAUAGGGCCAAUGAAACCAUCUUUUUUGAGGGGGAGAAACUCCCUAGCUGGAGAUAGGAUGGGCAGACUUGGAGGAGAUAAUGCCACCAUCUAUACCUUUUUGUACUACCUGUCUCACCACCAAGCUAUCCAGCCAACUAUGGCCCCAGAAGCUCCUGCAAUAAACCAGACCUGAGAGGUGUCCCA
Molecule: messenger RNA, 1687 nt
Organism: Vombatus ursinus (common wombat)
Lineage: Eukaryota; Metazoa; Chordata; Mammalia; Diprotodontia; Vombatidae
Product: GTP-binding protein REM 1-like
Exons: 5
Coding region: 103-993 (296 amino acids)
Biological process (GO): negative regulation of high voltage-gated calcium channel activity
Cellular component (GO): plasma membrane
Molecular function (GO): calcium channel regulator activity; GTPase activity; GTP binding
Source: RefSeq, a predicted model, not a curated record